AUGGCCGCUCUCACUGGUAUCAUGGUGGCACUGAUCACCCCCUUCACCGAUGACCAGUCUGCCAUCGACGAGUCUCGCCUCCAAGCACACAUCGAGCGCCUCAUCCAAGCCGGUGUCCACGGCCUUGUCCCCGGCGGUAGCACCGGCGAAUUCACAGUCAUGACCACUGCCGAGCGCAAGCAACUGACCGAGCUCUGCGUGAAGUUCGCCGCCGGUCGUGUCCCCGUUGUCGUCGGUACUGGCAGUCUCCACACCGCAGAGGCAGUCGAGCUCUCAGUUCACGCCGGCCAAGUCGGUGCUACCGCCGUCAUGGUUGUCCCACCCUUCUAUGACGCCGUCAACCUGGAGCAGCUACAGGAGAUGCUUGCCGAAAUUCACAACGCCUCCAAGUUGCCUAUUAUGUACUAUAAUAUCCCUUCCGCAUCGGGUCUGACCCUCUCUCCCACCGAGAUUGCCGGUCUGUCCAAGUUUGGCGUUAAGUAUCUCAAGGAUACCUCUGGUAACGCGCCCGCUCUCACGGAGCUUAUCUUUUCGCUGUCGGAUCAGAUUAUUGCUUUCAACGGUUGGGAUACCCUCACUUUCUACGGCUUGGCAGCUGGCUGCCCCGGUGGUGUGUGGGGUGCUGCAAACAUGAUUCCAGAGCUGGCAGUUGAAUUGUGGGAUGCCGUUGCUGUCAAGGGUGACUUGAAGCGUGGCCGUGAGCUUUGGGCUAAGGCUUACCCAGUUUGCAAGUUCCUCGAGUCUCACAACUAUGCCUCGGCUGUGAAGACCGGUGUGGAACUCACUGGACAGCCUACCGGUGGUCUGCGCAAGCCAUUUGCUCUGCUGAAGCCUGAGCUGCAGGCGGAGCUGAAGCAACUGCUUGAGAAUGCAGGUGUGAAGACUGUUUGA
Messenger RNA from Penicillium cataractarum, 891 nucleotides. RefSeq names its product dihydrodipicolinate synthase family protein. Gene Ontology annotation, cellular component: cytosol. Gene Ontology annotation, biological process: N-acetylneuraminate catabolic process. The transcript has a single exon. The coding region runs from base 1 to 891 and encodes 296 amino acids. The record is from RefSeq and is a predicted model, not a curated record. Gene Ontology annotation, molecular function: N-acetylneuraminate lyase activity. Lineage: Eukaryota; Fungi; Ascomycota; Eurotiomycetes; Eurotiales; Aspergillaceae.